Molecule: messenger RNA, 356 nt
Organism: Linum tenue
Lineage: Eukaryota; Viridiplantae; Streptophyta; Magnoliopsida; Malpighiales; Linaceae
Source: the annotation of a GenBank genome assembly
AUUGAAACAAAACCCUUAAUCGAAAGUUUAGGGAACCAGAGAAAGAAAAAGGGAAGGCUUUUUGUGAAUGGAGAUGAGUUUAUUGCCCAUAAGAGAUCACAAAGGUCAUGCGGCCAUAUUCUCCCUUCCUUUCCUCUCUCUCUCAGCAGUCAUCGCUCCAAAUCGAUCCAUCGAUGCCUUCUAGCUCCAAAUCGAUCCCCGCAUCCCAUCUCCCACAACACAAACCGAGAAAAAAGAAGGUGAAACCGAGAAACUCAUCACCCAUGGUCACUGCUGCUCUCUUCUUCCUGGUCCCGACUUGUUGGCCUAAGUGUGGCUAUUUUUAUUGUAUUUUUGUGCACUCGUCAUUUUUUCCG